AUGUCGACUCCCAGUUCAUCUGGUUCCAUCACAGGGAAAGAAGAGCUUUGGGAUUGUCGACUCCCAGUUCGACUAUGCACAUCCAAGACUAAAGACAACCCUAACAAAAAAUUCAAAGUUUUCCCCAAUUCCUUGAAACCAGGUAAGAAGUGUAAGUAUUGGGAAUGGAUUGAUGAAUCGGUAACUAGGAAUCCUAAUUUAGAACAAGAAGUUAAAGUAGUUAAAGAGGAUGUUGCAUGUUUAAAGAAAGAAGUUCAAGAGCUGAAGAAUAAAGCAUAUAGUUAUGGGGUUGAAAUCAGUUGUAAUAUUAUAUGA
This is a messenger RNA of Lactuca saligna, 315 nucleotides long. The record is from the annotation of a GenBank genome assembly. NCBI's taxonomy places the organism in Eukaryota, Viridiplantae, Streptophyta, Magnoliopsida, Asterales, Asteraceae.